This is a messenger RNA of Branchiostoma floridae (Florida lancelet), 1696 nucleotides long. Its product is annotated as MAM and LDL-receptor class A domain-containing protein 1-like. The transcript is spliced from 11 exons. The record is from RefSeq and is a predicted model, not a curated record. The coding region runs from base 14 to 1681 and encodes 555 amino acids. Gene Ontology annotation, molecular function: calcium ion binding. NCBI's taxonomy places the organism in Eukaryota, Metazoa, Chordata, Leptocardii, Amphioxiformes, Branchiostomatidae. Gene Ontology annotation, cellular component: membrane.
UCCAGGGUAUUACAUGCACAUCGAUGGCACUGGGCAGUCUCUAGGCAAAAAGGCUCGUCUGAAAUCUCCCCUAAUUUUUGAACGAGGAGAUUUCUGUUUGGAGUUCUACUACCACAUGUACGGUAGUACAGUGGGGUCGCUCAACGUGUACAGGGAUAGCACAUCAAACAGGGUGUGGUCCAUGUCUGGUAACCAAGGCAACGCAUGGCAGAAGGCUUCUGUUGACUUCUCCUCUUCUUCGUCUUAUUUCCAGAUCAUAUUUGAGGGAGUUCGCGGUUCAUGGGACAACGGUGACAUCGCCAUUGAUGACGUAGAGAUCAAAAACCAUGCGUGUGGUGCCGUACCAACCGGGACUGGAGAUUGCAACUUCGAGUCGUCUGAUAUCUGUGGCUACACACAUGACCGGACACACGACUUCGACUGGCAGCGACAUCGAGGUAGUACCUUAUCCUCCGGCACAGGGCCGAGCCAAGAUCACACCACAGGCACUGGCUACUACAUGUACAUGGAAACGACAUUACCGGCAACAGGCGACAAGGCUCGACUUGUCUCCCCGGCCAUCGUAGGAGGAGGUACGAAAUGUCUCCAGUUCUGGUACCACAUGUACGGCUCACGUACCGGCACUCUGGCAGUCGUCAACAAAGUUUACGACCAGACCACUCUGGGAACGAGACUGUGGUCGCUGUCCGGUAACCAAGGCGACGCCUGGAAACGAGCUCGAGUGACGCUUACACCAACCGCUUCUUAUUUUCAGAUUGUGUUUGAAGGCACAAACGGCGGGUUCUUCUCUGACAUCGCCGUUGACGACAUAGACGUUGACGACGGAAGUUGUCGAGACGUGAAUGAGUGUCUAGUGGAUGCACAAGCCUGUUCCCCGCAUGCGCAGUGCACCAACACGGCGGAUGGGUACGAGUGCACAUGCCGCCCUGGGUACUCUGGGAACGGGCAUCUCUGUGAAGCAUUACCGACAACUCGUCCGCCUACAACAAUAGCCCGAACAACCGAACCGGCCACGACUGCCCCUGACACAACUGCUGUUAUAACUACGUUCGAAACAGAAACAACCGUUGAAUCAACCACACAUGAAACCACUCCACAAGCUGAAACUACCCUUCCUACUGUAACCAUGGUACCAACAUCCAAUGACAACGUCCUGUCAACAACUGAUGUUGAAUCCAGCUCAGAUUCAGACAAUACGGGCAUCACCACUACCGUAUCAUUGUCAACGGAUAACACUGAGUAUCAUACAGAUGGGCAAACAACUACGAUGGAAACUACGGAUCAGAGUUCUGUAUCCUUCCAUAGUGUUUACACAACCAGUACAUCAACUGUUACACCGGAUAUUACAACACCAAUAAAACCAUCGACUUUCACAGCUACAUCAUCAGGAGUGAGCUUCAGCACUUCAUCGUCUGUGGGGACAGUAAGUGGCUUGAGUGCUCAGCAGACCCUGAUGGUUGUAGGAAGUGUUCUUGGGGCAACACUAGUGGUUCUGUCGGCUGCCCUGAUCUAUACCGUCAUACGCAACCGUAAGAGCCAUGAUCUUAGAGACAUCAUCGAGCGAAAUGGAGAAGUUGCAAUGGAUGACAUCAGUGACGAGAAACUAAGCGGAUUCCACAACCCUUCAUAUGGAAUUCUACAGGUUACUAUCAGGUACAGUUCUUUUUUUAAUAUGAUAUGAUAGAAUUUCUUUUCA